This is a messenger RNA of Microbotryum saponariae, 496 nucleotides long. The record is from the annotation of a GenBank genome assembly. NCBI's taxonomy places the organism in Eukaryota, Fungi, Basidiomycota, Microbotryomycetes, Microbotryales, Microbotryaceae.
AUGCCUUGGGUCGUGGUGAGGUGUAGGUUAGUUGGGAAAUGGGAAUUCCCGGAACUGAGUGUUACGAAGAACAAAAGAAAGUUUGGCUGAACUGAGAGUCGAACUCAGGUCCCUUCCAUUAAUCAGAGUUGCUCUGACCUCUGAGCUACUCAACCAGCGGGAAUAGGUCAAAGCAGCGGCGCACCCGAGUCAAGCCGGCGGCAGUUCUCCCUCCCAUUGGGAGGUUGCUCGGUUGUUGACUACGCUUCAGCCACUUUUCCUUUUAUUCCUAAGCCGUGUGUUGGAUUCCGUCGAAUAGAUCGUUCGUUCGCGUUGGUCAAGAUCUACGGCAUGGAUCGGGAAGAAAGGUCGCUCGUUUUUUUGGUCAAUAUCCUCGCGUCAAGGCGAGGCUUGUUUCGUUGUAUUGGAUCGUUUUCGCUCGGCCCCGACGGCUCAACAGCCAGCACUCGAGACUCAGCCAAGGGAGGACAUCAGGCGCUGUCGGGGUGACGAGUAG